CACUUACGUUUUUUACUAUUUCCCCGACAGUUCCUUGAAUGCAGCACAUUGUACUUCCCCUUUAAGUGCAGAUGAAAGGCUGUUGUGUAAUUUGGGGUGAAAGAGGAGGAGGAGGAGCGGACUGAAUGGAGGGCAACCGGCAUUGACAGAUCCAAGAGGACUCAGACAGGUAGGGUUCUUCUCCUGUACAGGAGUGUGCAGCGAUGGAGCAGGGUGUGGCUAAACCGAUAAUGCUGGCAGGAAGUAUCCUGGUGGUCCCUGUCCUCGCCUUCAUCACCUCCUUCCUGUUCUGGCCUGGAGUGCUUCUUAAAGCCUACAACUGGUACUGGCGUCGCAGGCUGGGGCUGGUGGUCCGCUACUCUCACAGUGGAAAUUACCGCUUCUGUUAUUCCAGCCGCGGGACACCAGAGGGCGCCACACCAUCAAUAUUGCUUCUUCACGGUUUCUCCGCCACUAAGGACAUGUGGCUGCCCGUUGUCAAGUACCUCCCCAAGAACCAGCAUUUGGUAUGUGUGGACAUGCCGGGACACGAGGGGACGAGUCGCACCGGCGCCAAGGACUACAGCAUUCAGGGUCAGGUCGACCGAAUCCACCAGUUCGUGCAGAGUAUCGGUCUGGAUAAAAGACCUUUCCACCUGGUUGGGACGUCGAUGGGUGGGAACGUUGCGGGUGUUUAUGCUGCCUGUUAUCCUACUUACCUGUCCAGCGUCACCUUGAUGUGUCCGGCAGGUCUGGUUUACCCCACAGAUAGUGAGUUCAUCAGUCAUCUGAGGGAGUUGGAGAAGAAUCCGCAGCUGGAGUCGAUUCCUCUGAUUCCCUCCACUCAUCAGGAAAUGGAGAACAUGCUCAGACUCUGCUGCUACACCCCCCUCAACCUCCCCCGACAGCUCAUGCGUGGUCUCCUUGACAACAGGAUGCCCAACAACACUUUCUACAGAGAAGUUUUCAUGGAGAUCGUCGGGGAGGAGUCUCGUCACUCACUGCAGGAAAAGCUGCAUUUGAUCACAUCACCGCUGCAGGUCAUCUGGGGGAAGGAAGACCAGGUUCUGGAUGUUUCGGGGGCUUCAGUGCUGCAGACGGCGCUGCCAAACUGCCAGGUGGCCAUCUUGGAUGAAUGCGGUCACUCGGUGGCGUUGGAGCGUCCCAGGAAAGCCGCCAAGCUCAUCAUGGACUUCCUGUCUGUGCAGGAAGUCAACAGCGAAGUCACUAAGAAACUUUCCUAAAGAGUGAUGAUGAUGUAAAUGAUGAAUGACGACAUUGAUAGUGAUGAUGAUAAAAGUGAUGAUGCUCUUUUAUAGUUUAAUUUAAGAGUUUUCUAUGACAGCAUGAAAAUGCACAUGAACGCACUAAAGGAUGUCAAAUAUUCCUGAAGUUUUUACCAGUUUGAUUCUUACACAGCACCCUGCAGGAGGCUUUAAAUCUCCGUUUUAAAUGUUAAUGAAAACAUUCCUCUGUGGGAUUUUGUACAUUUCUCCUUCAGAAACCUGUUUUAUUGUCAUGUCUCAUGUAAAGGCAGGUGUCUGCUUGUGUGUUUAGUCCUAAAAAAGCACACAUUCAGGUUGAAAUUCAGGAUGAAGAAUGUACUGUAGGUGAAUGUGUUGUCUGAUUUAUGUGUGAUCACUCUGUAUGUUAGUUUACAAACUAAAAACUAAGUAAACAAAUUAGGUGAUUCAAUCAUUUUAGCACUUAUGCAAAGAGUGUCUAUGGACAACAGAAAUAAAUCUAUUGAAAAAUGUA
Molecule: messenger RNA, 1737 nt
Organism: Thunnus maccoyii (southern bluefin tuna)
Lineage: Eukaryota; Metazoa; Chordata; Actinopteri; Scombriformes; Scombridae
Product: monoacylglycerol lipase abhd6-A-like
Exons: 9
Coding region: 204-1223 (339 amino acids)
Source: RefSeq, a predicted model, not a curated record